AUGAGAAUUUUAUCGGAGAAAAACGGCGGUAUUUUUAAUUUUUGAUUGGUCGGGAACCAGACUAUCUGUUCCUUACAACAUAUACAGGGAAAAGGGGUUUUGCUCGCAAGUACUGAGUACAAUUAAAUUCGGCGGCUAGGUACUCCGGGACAGCCGCAGUCAGGCUCCAUGCGUCCACACCGAUGAUGGACAACCUAUAUAAUAUACGUCUGUCUGUAUGAAAAAUCUGCACACCGGCAAAUCGAUCCGCCAACAAAACAUCUCACAAAAGGGGAACAAUAAAUAUCGCUAAUGAGCGGAGACUCAAACGAGGAGUCUUGUAAAAGGAAAAAAAAUAUCGAUUCCGUCGAACGGGGACGUAGAAUAAUCCGUACAAAUGUAAAAAUAGAUCCAGACAUCGGUCAGGCAAUACGAGCAAAUAAAAUCAAAUAUCAAAUAUAAUUUUAAAAUUAAAUGGGGAAUAACUGUGGAAUACGGCCAUGACGAGAAUAUAAUGUAACGUGCAUUUAGACGACCCGGCUAGUUUUUGUUCUUAUCGAUAACGUCCGCGAACGGUUCAAUAUGCAGCGAUUGUCGCGGCACAAGCAAUGUGACCUGCCAAAUUGUUUUUAAACGGGAAAACUGUAAAAUUUUAACGGCCGCCAUACUGCGAUCGAAACACGGAACAGACAUUGAAUUUUCGUGAUGGACAAUUCAAAGAUUUCAACAUGCAUUUCAUACAUCGGCAAAAUAAAUAAAACAAGAACGAUACCGAGCGUGGUUUUCUAACGGGGAAUUGAUUGAUGCCAAGCACGUGCUUAACGUAAGUAAAAACUAUAAAAACAACACUGAGCACCACAGCCGUUUUUAUUUUGAUUAUCGUUCACCGGUUAUACUACAACCGUGAUACCAUUGUAGGGUACUAGUUGGUAAAAACGUCUUAGCUAGUAUGUCUAUGAUUUGUAUAUACCAUGCCGUAUCAAUGUGAUAAUGCGUAUGCUACGGAUGCACCUAUAGCCUGUCCCUGGAGAGAACGGUCCGCUUGUGCGCAUGUUUUCCCCCUUCACAUAACUUGAUUUCAGCAAAGGCAGCCGAUUGUCAUUUCUUCCGUCGUCGGUUUUUGACUAUACACCGCUAGGAUAUUUUGUAGAAAUUCGAUUGUUAUUAUUAUCAGACAUCGCGCAUCCAAGCACCUUCUAUAAUAAUCCAGACUGUUUUUUUUGUAUACAUAUUUAUUUAUUUAAUAUCUUAUUGAACACUGUAGGUAUAAUACAGUAGGUAUAAUAUAGUAGAUAUAAUACAAAACAUAAUACAAUGACUCGCCGUCAUUCAUUUUGAAAUAAUUAAAAAAACGGAGAAAAAAUUAAAAAUUGCCAAACGCCGUUGCUGCGCUGUCGAUAGAUCCGGGAGGGGAUAAAUGGAUAGUGUUGCGGCGUGGGGAUGCGCAGUAGCGCUUCGAUUUGGUCGGAGAGCGGACCGUUCUCUCCAGGAACAGACUAUAGUACAACUUUACCCCUAAUGCAUUAUACGCGCGAACGUUAAGAAAAUUCGAUGCUAGCGCUCCCGACGUGACCAAUGACCGCACAGAAGAACCGGUUAACCAAGAAAAAUUUUGCGGUACUGCGGUUCGUGUUCAGUCUCACGCUUGAAUUUACUUCAUGUUCGUAGUUCGUGAAGCUUCAUUUCAUGACAUAAGUACGCGAUACGCAAUUCUGUAACACAGGCACUAGUUGUGCACUUAGACAAGUAUACCUCCUUGUGCACCGUUCUCGUCUCGUUGUAGCCGAUGUUUGUAAAAGUUUGAAUUUAUUUUUGUACGUUGUCAGGAGCAAAAUUGACAUCUUUUUUGAAAGUUGAAUUUAAAACUUGACCACUGUCGCUGUUUUACUUCUAUUUGCAGUAGGUACGUUUUUUGGUUUAUUGCAAAUGUGCAUCAAAAUUUAAAUUGUAACGUCACGCAAUUUGCUCGUAUUUGUAAAGUUAUGAAUGUAUUGUGACCUCUGAAAACUACUUGAAAAAACAAUGCAGAAUAAUAAUUAUUGUAGUUUUAACGUUGAAUACGAUAACAAUUUAUAGUAACUGACGAAAUUGACGAUAUUUUAUCAAAAUGUAUACGUUUUAAUGACUCUGUCUUGAAGCUAAAAAUAAUCAAAAACCAUUUAAGAACAACUAUGAAUAGUUCCAGAUUCAACUAUUUGAUUAUACUUGAUUCUGAGAAAGACAUUUUGGAUAAGAUUGAAAUGACAAAUAUUAUUAAAAUAUGGGAAUCUUUAAAAGAAAUAAGAAUCUCAGUGCAACAUUUAUUAUAUUUCAUUUUUUUUUUUUUUGCAAUAUAUUCUGAUAAUGUUUUGAAUUAAAUAAUUUGUUGGAAUUUUUGAUUUGUAAAAUUGAAUACAUACUAAUAGAUACUUGUUAAGAAAAAACAGUUAUUGUUUCAUGAUACCCAUUUAAAAUAGAAAUAGAUAUAGUUAUAAAGACACUAAAAAUUGGAUUCGAGCAAAAACUCUUUAACAGUAAAAGGGAAAUUUUAUUGUUGGUAAACGGCUUUUUAAAUAUUGAAAAGUUUCUCUAGGAUUUUGUUUGAUUUUAUCCUAUAAUACAAAAACAUAUUAUUACACUUUCGUGUAAUCGUUUGAUAUCACACAUGAAACUGUCAUACUAACCAAUCGCAUUUACGGUUUAACGAAUUCUCACUCAGGAACAAUAACGUAAAAUUAAUAAAUGUGUCUGGUGAAUAUUGGAAAUGCUAAAUUAAAACGCGUUUUUACCGGAAUUUCGACGUUUACGCUGCGUUCAACGUGAACGCGGUAAAGGCGGUGCGGGCGACGCGGUGAAUAAAAUUAUCAAAUAUAUAAAAAUAGAUUAGAUUGUCCAUCGUACGCGAUGGACGCGGGCGACGCGCGGUUUGAAAAUCAAAUCAUUUUGCUUUUGGUCGCGCGUUUAAUCGAAUAGAUGUCAAAAUAUUUAAAUCACAAUUUACGAUUUAUUCAUUAUACGAUACGAAUAGGUAAACAGGUAAUAUAAAUUAUUAAAUAAAAAUAUAUAGUGUUAUAACUAUAAUAUGAUAUAUUUACAUAUCAGAUAUUGUUGUAUGGUCUCAAUAUGGAGCUCAUUAUAUCCGAAGUACAAUAAAAGAAAUGUUCUUUGGAAUAAAUUUAACACAAAGUAUAGAGACAGAUUGGUGUCCGAGAAAGAAUGGAAAGCUGUUGCCAGAACGGUAA
Messenger RNA from Cinara cedri, 3200 nucleotides. The record is from the annotation of a GenBank genome assembly. Lineage: Eukaryota; Metazoa; Arthropoda; Insecta; Hemiptera; Aphididae.